UUAAAAUAGAUGUCGGAUUUCCCCACAAACGGUGCAAUAGCUGAAGUCGGUCCGUGUACUGGAGACAAAAGUUCUGCACAACAAUGGCAAGAACAUUAGAAAAUCUUUUAGGAAGUCACGCGCUUAAAUUGAAUGAGGAUAAAGUGUCAGUCAGUUCGUUAUGUGGAAAGGAAAGUGUGAUUGGAAUUUAUUUUUCUGCAGAAUGGUGUCCCCCAUGUAAAGGAUUUACCCCCAAAUUAAUUGAUUUGUACAAUAAAGUUAAAAUUGAUCAGCGCCUUAAAUUUGAGAUUGUUUUUGUGAGUUGGGAUAAAGAUGAAAGUUCAUUUUUGGAAUACUUUAACUCAAUGCCAUGGCUGGCAUUACCUUUUGGAGUAGAAAGGAAGGCAAAAUUGUGCAAAAAAUAUCAUGUUCAAGGAAUCCCAAAGCUAGUACUUGUGGAUGGUGAAAAUGGACAAACAAUAACACGCGAUGGCUACUCUCACUUGAUGGAGGAUGAAAAAGGGUUAGAGUUUCCAUGGCGACAGGAGAAGUUUUUGGACAUAAUAAAAGGAAAGUUGAUCAAAGAAGGGAAGGACGUAGAUGCUGUUGAAGAACUGAAAGGAAAGACAGUUGGACUUUACUUUUCAGCUCAUUGGUGCCCACCCUGUCGCAGCUUCACCCCGGCGCUCAUUCGGACCUACGAAAAGCUGAAAUCGGAAGGCAAGAAGUUUGAGAUAGUGUUCAUAUCCUCUGACAGGUCUGAAGACUCCUUUACAAGCUAUGCAAACACAAUGCCAUGGGGGGCACUCCCAAUGGGAGAUGCACGGUCACAGAAGUUGAAGAAUCUCUAUGAAGUGGAAGGGAUACCCAUGCUGGUAAUGUUGGAUGAGGCUGGUACAGUGAUAACUCCUGAUGGCAGAUUAGCAGUGCAGGAGGAUGUUGACGCACUGGAGUAUCCAUGGUACCCCAAGCCUGUCAAUGAGCUCACAGAGGGAGCUGCCAUUACACUGAAUGAGUCUGCCUGUCUGGUGCUGUUUGUUGAGCCUGAAGAUGAGGAUGUUGACAAGGCCAGGGAGCUCCUCCUGCCGUCUGCUACUGAAGAGUACAGCAAGGGAGAGCAUCGUGAUUUAUUCUUCUUUAUUGGAGCAGAUGACGAUAUUUGUGACCCUGUACGCAAUUUUGCCGCUCUUCCGGAUAGCACUCCCCUGUUAACGAUACUGGAUUUCCCGGAGCAGAAAGUGUACAUCAGUAAGGAGAGAGAAAAUAUCACGUCUAACAUUGUGUCCCAAUUUGUUCAGGACUAUCUCAAUGGAAUAUUGCCCUCCCAGGCAAUAAGGCAUAGUUAAAAACUGUUAGCAUAGUUUGCACAACUAUCAGUUUCAUAGACUUUAAUCUGUCAUGGAAAAGGUUAAAUAAGUACUACAGUGUGUUGUAAACGCAUGGCAGCAAUUAAUUUAAUGGAGGAAUUUUGACAGAAAAGAUUGAUAAUUAUUUUAUGCAGGGUAUAUCUUUUACAUACCGGUACUAAUGUUUCAUCUUUGUCCGACUAAGGGCUAUAGUGUUCUCAUGUAGUAUUUUUUGUUAUGCAUCGUUACAUUUCUAGUUCUUAAAAGGCAUUUAACAUUUCUAGUUCUGACAAGGCAUUUAAUUCAAAUAUCAGCACAAUAGCUUGUAUUUGUUUUUAUGUGGAUUUUGUGUUUGUAUGUUUUAUUUCAUGUUUUAAAUUACAAGAACUGGAUUGUGUGUGUUGUGAAGAACAGUAUUUUAUUUUAAAAACAUGAAGCAUGUACUUGAAUUUGUAAUCUAUUAAUCAAGUUGUUUAUGUUAUUAACAUUGCGUACUUAAUUAUGAGCACAAAAUAUGAAAAGUUAUAAACACUUGUUACAAAUAGAAUUAACACUAUAUGUAGUAAAUGUAACGGGUUUAUACAGAUAUGUUAUAUCUGAGAAGUGAAAAAUAUAUCAAAAUAUUAUUUUAUUUCAUUGAUUGCAAUGUGAACUUUUGCAUUUUGGUCUGUUAGGUUUAUUUAACACAAUUAUGCUUCAAGUUAGUGGACUCUCCCAUCCUUCUAAAUUGGAUCAAUUUAUUUCCAAAAUUAGGGAUGUCUAGUAUAUUUAUUUCUAUAUUUAGACUAUUUCUUACAGGAAUUCCUUUAAGCAAACAGUGUAGACCCAGAUGAGACGCCGCAUCAUGCUGGGUCUCAUCUGGGUCUAAGCUGUUUGCCAAGGCCUUUUUAGCUCACCUGAGCACGUUGCUCAUGGUGAGCUUUUGUGAUCGCUUUUUGUCCGUCGUCCUUGUGCGUUGUGCGGCGUCAACAAUUGCCUUGUUAACUCUCUAGAGGCCACAUUUAUUUUCCAAUCUUCAUGAAAUUUGGUCAGAAGAUUGGUUUCAAUGAUAUCUUGGAUGAGUUAAAAAAUGGUUACAUUUGCUGGAAAAACAUGGCUGCCAAGGGGCGGGGCAUUUUUCCUUAUAUGGCUAUAUAUAUGGCUAUAGUAAAAUCUUGUUAACAGAGGCCACAUUUAUUGUCUGAUCUUCAUAAAACUUGGUCAGAAGAUUAAUCCCAAUAAUAUCUUGGACGAGUUCGCAAAUGAAGCCGGUUGGUUGAAAAACAUGGGGCAUUUUACCUUAUAUGGCUAUAGUAAAACCUUGUUAACACUCUAGAGGCCACAUUUAUUUUCCGAUCUUCAUGAAACUUGCUCAGAAGAUUUGUCCCACUGAUAUCUUGGAUGAGUUCAAAAAUGGUAACAUUUGCUUGAAAAACAUGGCCACCAAGGGGAAGGGCAUUUUUCCUUUUAUGGCUAUAGUAAAAUCUCGUUAACACUCUAGAGGCCACAUUUAUUGUCCAAUCUUCAUGAAACUGGGUCAGAAGAUUCAUCUUAAUAAUAUCUUGGACGAGUUCAAAAAUGAUGCCGGUUGGUUGAAAAACAUGGCCGCCAGGGGGCGGGGCAUUUUUCCUUAUAUUGCUUUAGUAAAAUCUUGUAAACACUCUAGAGGCCACAUUUAUUGUCCAAUCUUAAUGAAAUAUGGUCAGAAGAUUUGUCUUAAUGAUAUUUUGGAUGAGUUCGAAAAUGAUUAUGUUUGCUUGAAAAACAUUGCCGCCAAGGGGCGGGGCAUUUUUCCUUAUAUGGCUAUAAAAGGCUAAAGUAAAUUCUUGUUAACACUCUAGAGGCCAUAUUUACUGUCCGAUCUUCAUGAAACUUGGUCAGAAGAUUCAUACCAAUAAUAUCUUGGACAGUUCAAAAAUGAUGUCAGUUGGUUGAAAAACAUGGCUGCCAGGGGGCGGGGCAUUUUUCCUUAUAUGGCUAUAUAAGGUUAUAGUAAAAUCUUGUUAACACUCUAGAGGCCACAUUUACUGUCCGAUCUUCAUGAAACUUGGUCAGAAGAUUCAUACCAAUAAUAUCUUGGACAGUUCAAAAAUGAUGCCGGUUGGUUGAAAAACAUGGCUGCCAGGGAGCGGGGCAUUUUUCCUUAUAUGGCUAUAGUAAAACCUUGUUAACACUCUAGAGGCCACAUUUAUUUUCCGAUCUUCAUGAAACUUGGUCAGAAGAUUUGUCCCAAUAAUAUCUUGUUAUCUCAGGUGAGCGACUUUGGGCCUUUCAGGCCCUUAUGUUUCUAGACGCUAGGCAUAAAUGGGUUAAUUAAGAAGAAAGAUUAUCUGCAACAUUUUCUUUUAAGUCCAUUUUUUAACAACUUGUUUGAACAUGCUUUAUAUGAAGAUUUAGGACAUACCAGUCCUACAGUAAUUACAAAUUUGCACAUUCAAUUUGCAAUGACAAUGUUAAUGGUCAUCAUUUUGAUGAUGUCUUGUUGUUUGAAUGUGAUGAAAGUGCAAUCAAUUUCUUAAUCUGGUGCUUUUUUUGUCUUAUGCAUACUUUCUUACUGCCAUAAUCUCUUUUUGAGAAAUUGCAAUUGCUGGCAUCUGUUUUAAUGAUACCAUUGUAAUGUAAUACUGUUUGGAUAUCUGCAUUAAUUUCUCAAAAGAAAAAAAAAGAAAAAUAUAUUUUCAUUUGUAUUUACCAAAUUUUUAUAUCAAUUAACUGCAGGUUAUAACACACAUUAAUGUGUACCACAAGUGAACACAAAACAUUCAAUUUCAUUAAAAUGGCAUGCAUGUGUAUCUCACGAAGCUGCACAUUUUGAGUGGUGAAAGGUCAAGGUCAUCCUUCAAGGUCAAAGGUCAAAUUUAUGGCUUCAAAGUGGCGCAAUAGGGGGCAUUGUGUUUCUGACAAACACAUAUCUUGUUUAAUAUAUUUCAGAGAUUCUUACUUUUUUAUCAUUUUUUGAUUAAAAUGAUUAACUUAUUUUCAUGUGUUUGUUUGGAUUUGAUAUUCUUUUUAAUUUUGUAUUUUUAUGACAACUGUAAAUAUUAAAGCGUAGAUGUAUAUGUCUUAAAAACAUGUUAUGCAAUAACAGUCUUGUCGUUUUAUAAUGUUUCUUUAUUAGUGCUUCUAAAGUGAAUACAAAAUGUUCUAUAA
Molecule: messenger RNA, 4454 nt
Organism: Dreissena polymorpha
Lineage: Eukaryota; Metazoa; Mollusca; Bivalvia; Myida; Dreissenidae
Product: nucleoredoxin-like
Exons: 7
Coding region: 84-1325 (413 amino acids)
Source: RefSeq, a predicted model, not a curated record